AUGCCGUUGAUUGACAGCUCAAGAAACAACGAUGCUGUCCACAGCAGUAUCAGCAACGGUAUAUCCCAUGCGACAGUCGUCGAAUCUGUCAGAGACCGAGAUUAUCGUCACAAUGACCCGAACCGGCGGCAAAAGAUUGUGGUCGUCGGGUUGGGCAUGGUAGCGAUCUCAUUCAUUGAGAAAAUCGUCAAACAAGAUGCAGAGAGACGCAAGUACGAUAUUGUUGUGAUUGGGGAGGAGCCGCACAUUGCCUAUAAUCGUGUCGGUCUCUCCUCAUUUUUUGAACAUCGCAAGAUCGAGGAUUUGUACCUCAAUCCCAAGGAAUGGUACGGGUCGUUCGAGGACCGGUCAUUCGAUUAUCACCUCAACACCAAAGUCACCGACAUUUUCCCUGACCACAAGACCGUCAGGACGUCAACUGGCGACGUCAUCCCCUAUGAUAUCCUAGUCCUCGCUACAGGCUCAGAUGCAGUACUCCCCACACACACUCCUGGCUAUGAUGCCAAGGGUAUCUUCGUUUACAGAACAAUCCAAGACCUGGAACGUCUCAUCGAGUUCGCUUCGAAGCACAAGGGCGAGACCGCGGUUACUGUAGGAGGAGGCUUGCUGGGCCUGGAAGCAGCCAAAGCAAUGACAGAUCUCGAGGAUUUCGGAAAGGUCAAACUCAUUGACCGCAAUAAGUGGGUUUUAGCACGGCAGCUCGACGGUGAUGCCGGCACGCUGGUAACUCGGAAGAUCAGAGAGCUUGGCCUGGACGUAUUACACGAGAAGCGGGUCGCGAAGAUCAAAACGGAUGACGACAACAACGUCGCUGGCAUCAUCUUUGAAGAUGGGGAAGAGGUUGACUGCUGCUGCAUUUGUUUUGCUAUUGGAGUGCGACCCAGAGAUGAGCUGGGGCCUCCUGCCGGCAUUCAGUGCGCUGGACGGGGAGGUUUUGUGAUCAAUGAAAGUUUACAAACUUCCAUUCCCGACAUCUAUGCCAUUGGCGAAUGUGCUAGUUGGGAGAAUCAGACGUUCGGGAUCAUCGCACCCGGGAUUGAAAUGGCCGAUGUGCUUUCCUUCAACCUGACAAAUCCCGAUAAGGAGCCAAAGAGCUUCAAGCGACCCGAUCUGAGCACAAAGCUCAAGCUCCUUGGUGUUGACGUUGCCAGCUUUGGAGACUUCUUUGCCGACAGAGAUGGGCCUAAAUUCCUUCCGGGGCAACGGCCAUCGAUUGUCGAUGGCUCUGUGAGCGCUGAUGGCGACAAAGAGCUCAAUGUCAAGGCAUUGACAUACAAGGACCCCUUCGCCGGAGUCUACAAGAAGUACUUGUUCACUAUGGAUGGGAAGUACUUGCUUGGAGGUAUGAUGAUUGGCGACACCAAGGACUACGUGAAAUUGAACCAGAUGGUCAAGAGCCAGAAGCCUCUCGAAGUACCUCCCAGUCAGUUUAUCCUUGGAUCCCAGAAGGACGGCGAAGAGAAUGCCGACGAUUUAGAUGACGACGCUCAGAUCUGCUCGUGCCACAAUGUCACAAAAGGGGACAUCGUUGAAAAUGUCAAGAGUGGUACAUGCAAGACUAUUGGCGAGGUUAAGUCGUGCACGAAAGCAGGGAGUGGCUGUGGUGGCUGUAUGCCAUUGGUGCAGUCGAUCUUCAACAAGGCCAUGCUGGACAUGGGCCAAGAAGUAUCUAACCAUCUCUGCAUGCACAUCCCAUAUUCACGAGCCGAUCUCUAUACUGUAAUCGCUGUCAAGAGACUGAAAACAUUUGUCGAUGUCAUGCAGGCCGUGGGAAGGAAGCCGAACUCUCUAGGCUGCGAGAUUUGCAAACCUGCCAUUGCGUCCAUUCUUUCGAGUUUGUUCAACCAGCACAUCAUGGACAAGGAGCUUCAUGACCUUCAAGAGACAAAUGACCGAUUCCUUGCCAAUAUCCAGAGAAACGGAACGUUCUCUGUGGUUCCGCGAGUCCCUGGUGGUGAGAUCACUGCGGAUAAGCUGAUCACCAUUGGUCAGGUGGCAAAGAAAUACGACCUCUACUGCAAGAUUACAGGAGGUCAGCGUAUUGACUUGUUUGGUGCCAAGAAGCAAGAUCUACUUGACAUCUGGACGGAGCUCGUGGAUGCGGGAAUGGAGAGUGGUCACGCUUACGCCAAGUCGCUCCGCACAAUCAAGAGCUGCGUCGGAACUACAUGGUGCCGGUUCGGUAUCGGCGACAGUGUUGGAAUGGCGGUUCGACUGGAGGAGCGCUACAAGAGUAUUCGGUCACCUCAUAAGCUCAAGGGAGCGGUAUCUGGUUGUGUCAGAGAGUGCGCCGAAGCUCAGAACAAGGAUUUCGGAUUGAUUGCAACCGAGAAGGGAUACAACAUUUUCGUUGGUGGCAAUGGAGGUGCCAAACCUCGGCAUUCGGAAUUGCUUGCGAAAGAUGUGCCUCCUGAGAAAGUCAUUCCUAUCAUUGAUCGAUAUCUCAUCUUCUAUAUUAGAACGGCAGACAAACUUCAGCGGACUGCCCGGUGGAUCGAGAACCUCCCCGGCGGAAUCAACUAUCUGCGAGAGGUGAUCAUCGACGACAAAUUGGGGAUUGGCGCUGAGAUGGAACAGCAGAUGGAAGAACUGGUGAACAGCUACUUUUGUGAGUGGACUGAGACGGUCCGCAAUCCUAAGCGACGCAAGUACUUUCAACAGUUCGCCAACAGCGAUGAGACUGUCGACACGGUUGAGGUCAUCAAAGAACGUGAACAGCAGCGGCCCACAUACUGGCCCAAGGACUCUGCAAACGAGGACUUCAAGGGUCACCAGUGGUCGACUCUAUCAUGGCAGCCUGUCGUCGAAGCCAACUACUUUUCAGAUGAGCACCCGCAAAUUUCCUCGGCCAACAUCAAGCGCGGGGAUACUCAGUUGGCUAUCUUCAAGGUCAAGGGCAAGUACUACGCCACGCAACAAAUGUGCCCGCACAAACGCGCCUUCGUCCUAUCUGACGGCCUGAUUGGCGAUGACGAUGCGGGUAAAUAUUGGGUCUCUUGCCCUUACCACAAACGCAACUUCGAGCUCAACGGUGAGCAGGCAGGGCGUUGCACGAAUGACGAGAGCAUGAACAUUGCGACCUUCCCGGUUGAGGAACGCGACGACGGCUGGGUGUAUAUGAAGCUGCCACCUGUGGAGGAACUAGAUUCGGUUCUGGGAACCGAGAAAUGGAAGGUGAAGAAGGGGAAGCACCAGACCCGUUCCAGAAGGUCGACAAGAGGUACAAGGGCAUGA
Messenger RNA from Aspergillus novofumigatus IBT 16806, 3234 nucleotides. RefSeq names its product nitrite reductase niiA (gene niiA). Gene Ontology annotation, molecular function: 2 iron, 2 sulfur cluster binding; nitrite reductase [NAD(P)H] activity; heme binding. The coding region runs from base 1 to 3234 and encodes 1077 amino acids. Lineage: Eukaryota; Fungi; Ascomycota; Eurotiomycetes; Eurotiales; Aspergillaceae. The record is from RefSeq and is a predicted model, not a curated record. The transcript has 9 exons.